AGAAGCGGCGGCGACCCCCGCCCCCUGCUCCGGUCUACCAGCGUCCCCCGCCCCUGUCUUCCCGGCCCCUCCCACACUUGGGGACCCCCUCAGACGCUUGCGGGGGCGCCAGACCGGCCUUGGCGGGGCUGUGGUCCCGGGAGUGCGGAUGUCGCCGCCGCUGUCGCUGCCUGUCUUCGGGGGGACCUGGCCCAGGGGGCUGCUCGGGGGCGCAGCCGCGGACAGCGCGAGUCCAGUCGCGAUGAGGUCACCCUAAGGCUGCAUCCUGCCACUGAGCUGACCUGGGAGACGUGGCCCAAACAGGACAGCUGCCACCUUUGCGAUAUCCACAGUCCUCAGCAGGUAGUUCUCGACUCUAAAGGGGGCAAGCAAAUAUGUCUCUAAGCCACGUGAAGGGUGACAACGAGGAGGGGGAUUUUUCAUCCCUUAAUCUGACUCAGAGCGGUGAGAACGACAGGGAAGACAAAUUUGAAGACGCUUUUGAGAUUAUCCCUGCGGCCACAACCAUGAGCUUGACGUCCUCCCUGGAAGAAUGCACAACGGGGCUGUAUUUGUUUCUAAACAACAGGUUCUCCGAUGCCAUCAACCUCAUCCACCCCUGGGCGCAGAACAGCAUCUACCAUGCCCUGGUGUACAGCAUCCUGAUGGUGGUCAAGGCUGUCCUGACCUUUGAGCCGCAGGACAUACAGACGGGGAUGGUGGUCGUGAAGCAAGCUCUAAAGACCUGCAAUGCUUUCCGCAGGAAGACGAGGAUGGUCAGUUUUACCCGGGUCGUGAGCAGACAGGGCCCCGGCGCCAUCAAGGAGGAGGAGCUACAUGCGGAAGUCUGCUACGCAGAGUGCCUGAUCUUGAAGUGCACAGUCAUGGUGAUACAGGACGACAGUGCGAUCGGCUUCCUGAAGAAUGGGCUCACCAUCGGGUCCAGUUACCAGAUCUACAAAGACUGCCAACAGGUGCUGACGCACAUCCCCAACAGCCACAGCAAGACCUACAAACACCUGGCCGGAGGGAUCAAAUUUGGACUCGGAGCCUUCAAUCUGCUGUUGUCACUCGUGCCCCUCAAGACCCUAAAACUGCUCAACGUGGUCGGGUACAGUGGUGACAUGGACACAGGCAUAGCUUCGCUCUACGAGAGCGCAUCCCACCCCCAUAUAAACACCAUCCUAAGUGUGUUCACUCUGCUGUUUUACUACAGCUACCUCCAUAUAGCUCUGGGCGUGGAGAAGGGUCACCAAACUGUGAUGGAGGAUCUCUUCCUCAUCUACCUUAAGAAAUUCCCCAAUUGUGUCAUCCUGAAAUUUUUCCAUGCCCGUUUCAAUAUGCUCAAGGGCCACUUUGACAUGGCUCAGGGCAUACUGCACCAGUGUAUUUUCAGCCAGAACGAAUGGAAGCAGGUCCACCACCUUUGCUACUGGGAGCUUAUGUGGUGUCACAUCGCCCUGCAGGAGUGGGAGCAGGCGUACUACUAUGCCAGCCUCCUGGCACAGCACAGCCGCUGGUCCAAGGCUGUCUACACUUUCAGCAAAGCCAUGCUGCUGGCCGUGCUGCCCUCGAACUCCGGAAGCCUGGAAAACGAGGACAUGAGCUCGCUCUUCUCCAGCGUGGACAGCCUGAGAAUCAAACUCUUAGGCACCUCUGUGCCCAUCGAGAAGUUUCUCGCAGACAAAGGUCAUCACUACGGCACAACCACGGGUUGGUACACAGCUCAGCCACUUCUGGAGUUCAUGUAUGCCUGGAGUGGCUUCCGGGUCAUCAGCAAACGCCUCGACCUGAUGACCAGCUGGCUCUCAGUCAUCAACAAGGGAGAGGAGUUUUUGCAGGGAAACUCCAACUUUGAGCAUGGGGCUGAUGACAUCUGUCUGAUACAUCUGCUGAAAGGUCUGUGCCUCAAAUACCUGAGCAAGUUUUCUGUGGCUGAGCAGUAUCUCAUUCGAGUUGUUCAAAGGGAAAAACUGUUAAAAACCGAUCACUAUUUGGUGCCAUAUGCAUACUAUGAGCUGGGAAUCCUCCAUUAUGUGAGAGGAGAUAACAAUGCAGCAGUCAAAUACCUAGACAACAUCAAGAACUACAAAGACUAUUCCAUGGAAGCCCGCCUACAGUUCCGGACCCACAUAGCCCUGGAGCAAAUACGUAAAGAAAGAGUGAUUCGGUAGGAGCCCACUGUGGUCUCAUUUAUUCCCAGUGACGGAAGAACAACCAGUAAGGUGACUAGCAGGUAGAAAAAGCAAUGAUUUGUAGAAGAAAUAAAAGAGGAGCCAUCCACUAA
Erinaceus europaeus (western European hedgehog) is the source of this 2266-nucleotide messenger RNA. Its product is annotated as tetratricopeptide repeat protein 39B-like. The coding region runs from base 375 to 2153 and encodes 592 amino acids. Lineage: Eukaryota; Metazoa; Chordata; Mammalia; Eulipotyphla; Erinaceidae. Gene Ontology annotation, molecular function: protein binding. The transcript is spliced from 2 exons. Gene Ontology annotation, biological process: negative regulation of cholesterol storage; cholesterol homeostasis; regulation of cholesterol efflux. The record is from RefSeq and is a predicted model, not a curated record.